Molecule: messenger RNA, 2359 nt
Organism: Oncorhynchus keta (chum salmon)
Lineage: Eukaryota; Metazoa; Chordata; Actinopteri; Salmoniformes; Salmonidae
Product: spermidine/spermine N(1)-acetyltransferase-like protein 1
Exons: 5
Coding region: 1052-2206 (384 amino acids)
Source: RefSeq, a predicted model, not a curated record
CUUAUCCUAGUGCAGUGCAAGGAUGCAUUUGUGGCUGCCUGCGCCAUCUUGUCUCGUUAACCAGUUGUUUCAGCUCUCAGACUAGACACAAGUGCUCUACAGCACAGCUCAUCAACUCUCCAAUUAUUGAUAUUUCCAAGCCUAUUUCUCCACACUGGCCUAUGCAGAGUCGUGUAGCAUGUGUACCAAUAGCCUACAAGUAGAACUGCAGCAACCGAAGGGUGUUUCCAGGGAGUGGCGGAAACUGCGGAAUGGGGACUGUAAACUCCUGCGUGUUCUGGAGCAAAGAUGCUGGCACAAAGGACACUCCUGGCCGAGUACACGCUACUCGGUACCAGUAUGUUCUGCCCGGUAUCAUAGGCGUCACCAGGCGAGAUACAAAGGAGCCAUCAACAUUGUCUGAGCCACCUGAACAGCCCUAGUGCAGAACCCUUUGUUCACACGCACGCACGCACGCACGCACGCACGCACGCACGCACACACACACACACACACACACACACACACACACACACACACACACACACACGUUCGUACGUACAGUACACACACUGAAUGUCCUCCUGCCCAGUCCACCUUAAGAAGGCUCAGGCCUGUGUGUGCGUGUGCCUGUAUGUGUGCAUGCGCGCACGUGCAUGUCCUCCUACCCCAGUGCAGUGGUAGGGAAGCAACAGGCUGGGGCUGUGAGGCUGAGCGAGACACAAUCCGACAAUGGAGCUGUAGCCAGACAGCUCUGUCUCUCUGCACUGCAACGGAUCGGGGCGAGACGCCUCAGCGCUGCUGUUUGCAUACCAAGCUGAACAAAUAAAACUGUUUGUCACAGGGCUGAGGCGGAGGCUCGAAAUAGGUUUCCCUUUUUUAUGCAAGAAGAGAGCUCUAGCAGCAAUAGACGAGCAAUAGAGAUUUCCAAUAGAAACCCAGUUUAUUCCGUUAUUAUUCCGUGACCCAAAAAAAUUCUCAAAGACGAGACAGUUACCUAGACUAGACCUUUACAGUGCAAAUCUACACCUUAUAGCGCUAUAUCCUAACACAGUGUCUGCUGCAAAAAUAAAUGCUACAUUUGACACAUUUCACUCUCCCCUCGAUCCACACCGAACCAUUGUGUGUGAAUCGACAAUGCAGAUUUAAAACAUGUUCGACUUUCAAUGUUAAUAAGCUAGAGGUGAGAAUGUCUGACCCAGGGGUGAGCUAUGUUAAUAAGCUAGUGGUGAGAAUGUCUGACCCAGGGGUGAGCUAUGUUAAUAAGCUAGUGGUGAGAAUGUCUGACCCAGGGGUGAACUAUGUUAAUAAGCUAGUGGUGAGAAUGUCUGACCCAGGGGUGAGCUAUGUUAAUAAGCUAGUGGUGAGAAUGUCUGACCCAGGGGUGAGCUAUGUUAAUAAGCUAGAGGUGAGAAUGUCUGACCCAGGGGUGAGCUAUGUUAAUAAGCUAGUGGUGAGAAUGUCUGACCCAGGGGUGAGCUAUGUUAAUAAGCUAGAGGUGAGAAUGUCUGACCCAGGGGUGAGCUAUGUUAAUAAGCUAGAGGUGAGAAUGUCUGACCCAGGGGUGAGCUAUGUUAAUAAGCUAGUGGUGAGAAUGUCUGACCCAGGGGUGAGCUAUGUUAAUAAGCUAGUGGUGAGAAUGUCUGACCCAGGGGUGAGCUAUGUUAAUAAGCUAGUGGUGAGAAUGUCUGACCCAGGGGUGAGCUAUGUUAAUAAGCUAGAGGUGAGAAUGUCUGACCCAGGGGUGAGCUAUGUUAAUAAGCUAGUGGUGAGAAUGUCUGACCCAGGGGUGAGCUAUGUUAAUAAGCUAGAGGUGAGAAUGUCUGACCCAGGGGUGAGCUAUGUUAAUAAGCUAGUGGUGAGAAUGUCUGACCCAGGGGUGAGCUAUGUUAAUAAGCUAGUGGUGAGAAUGUCUGACCCAGGGGUGAGCUAUGUUAAUAAGCUAGAGGUGAGAAUGUCUGACCCAGGGGUGAGCUAUGUUAAUAAGCUAGUGGUGAGAAUGUCUGACCCAGGGGUGAGCUAUGUUAAUAAGCUAGUGGUGAGAAUGUCUGACCCAGGGGUGAGCUAUGUUAAUAAGCUAGAGGUGAGAAUGUCUGACCCAGGGGUGAGCUAUGUUAAUAAGCUAGAGGUGAGAAUGUCUGACUCAGGGGUGAGCUAUGUUAAUAAGCUAAAGGUGAGAAUGUCUGACUCAGGGGUGAGCUAUAUGUGCCACAUGGUACAUGGAUGAGACUGCUUGUUACCCAGGGUUGCACACACUGCAGUGCGCAAGCAGUUAACGACACACACAUACUCACUCACACACACACCUCACAGGGGCAGAUGUUGUUAUUGCAUCUCUGCUAUACAUAGUUACAGUAGUACAGAAUAAAUAAGUUUAGGU